AUGCGUGUUCGGAAUGCCUUCUUUGUGAUGGUUCGCCUUGCACGUCUGUUUUCCUCCACCUCUGUUUUGUUUUUUGGCCUCCUGGGGCUCGCGCGCUCUGCGCUCGCCCUGCGCGGGGACGGCACUUGCAGGCCCUCUGGGACAGGCCCAGAGGGGGCCUCGGGCUUCGGCGCCUCAGCGGCGCCCCUUCCAGCCUUUAUUAUAAGCCCCGCAGAAGCAUGUUGGCGGAUUCGUGAUGGUGAUGUCAAUGUCGUCCGCCCUGCUAUUCGGCGCUCACAGUUGGAAAGGAAGCAGGCACCGGCAGAAUUCAUUUGA
Molecule: messenger RNA, 315 nt
Organism: Prorocentrum cordatum
Lineage: Eukaryota; Dinophyceae; Prorocentrales; Prorocentraceae
Source: the annotation of a GenBank genome assembly